CAACCACCCGAGUCCUCUCAUCCUGCUGCCCUUCACUUCUACCACGACCGCGACUCUACGACGCAUGAUUUCCUAGCGUUUUCACUACCCUUCGUUCCUUUUGGAUUACCCGCACAGUCAUGGACACGCCCGAGGGGACGUGGGGCUCCACCCGCACGCCUAGUUCGCGCCCGGCCUCCCAGAAAUCAGCCCGCUCGUCGCCCUCAGCGCGUUCACAGCACUCGAGCAGAUCGGCAGAGCAGACGCCGCUGCUUGCCCAAGAAGAUAGACCCGACUAUGGGCAAGAGGCUGAGGCACAAACACCGGCGACCACGUCGCUGCUGCGAUCGCUAAGCGGGUCGUCCGCCGCCGGCAAGGCACCAGUAUGGAAGAGGCGAUGGCCCAGUAUACUCGCGCUGGUCGUGUUAUGCAUAGUUGUUGUAGCCAUCAUGCUCGGAUUCUUUGCGACGGAGGGCAUCCAGGAUUAUGCCAUGCAGGCAGCCGAGUUCCACCCUACCAACUUGUCACUCGACGGAUUGACGGACCACGGUGCCAAGGUGCAUAUAGAAGGAGACUUCAAGAUGGAUGCGUCCAGGGUAGAGAAGCAGAGUGUACGUAACCUCGGGCGCUUUGGAACGUGGAUCGCAAGAGAGGUAGAGACUGGGCCGACGAACGUCGAUGUGUAUUUGCCCGAUUACGGCAACGUCCAGAUUGGCACGGCCAAGGUGCCUGGCAUCAAGGUCAACAUCAGGAACGGGCAUACUACGCAUAUUUCGCUUGUUGCAACCCUAGAGCCUGGAGCGCCCGACGGCAUUCGAAGCAUCGCAAACGACUGGAUUGAGGGGCGACUCGGGCAAAUAAGGCUCACUGGGAAGGCUCAGGUUCCUCUCAAGUCUGGACUGAUCAACAUCGGCAAGCAGCUGGUUGAGCAGUCCAUGGUCUUCAAAGGCGGCGACAUUCCUACCCUCCCACACUACAACAUCACGAAGCUCAAUCUCCGCGAGGCUCAGCACGGGCGUCAAGGCAUGGGCGCCGACGCCUCGAUAGUAGUGACAAACGAAUUCCCAGUACAGAUUACUGUUCCCCCAGUAGCCGUUGACGUUCUUAUCGGUGGGUGCUCGCCUUCGGAUAAACACAUUAAGGUUGGAACCGCCGAGACUGGGCAACUUGAGGUCAAGCCCAAGACAGACCUCGAAGUGAAUGUCACCGGGAACGUCGAGAGGCUUUCAGACUCUCUCACAGAGGUCUGCCCCGAUUCAGCCAAAUCACCGCUAGAUGCGUUCUUGGGCGACUAUAUGAAAGGCGACGAUGCCACCAUCUACAUCAAUUGUUGUCAGUUUCCGGAUCCAUCAACACCUAGUUGGGCGCACGAUCUGCUCAAGGAUAUCACAGUUCCGGUCCCAUUCGCUGGACGCGAUAUGGGUAACCUCAUUAAGAACUUCUCUUUGGCAGACGUACACUUCCAUUUACCAGAUCCAUUCGCUGAACCUGGAACUCCCGAGGCAGCGCCAAAGAUCUCCGCUGUUGUCAAGGUCGACAUUGGACUACCAAAUGAGAUGAACUUUCCUCUAAAUGUCAAACGGGUCAAGGCAGACGCUGAUAUUUUCUACCACAAGAAGAAGCUUGGGAAACUGAAUCUUGAUAAAUGGCAAAAGGCUAACUCGACAAGAGUGGACCGUCAUGGCAACGAAAGUCCCUCACUAUUGGUUGAAUCCGAUAUCCAAAAGGCUCCCAUAGAAAUCUUAGAUGACGACCUUUUCAGCGAAGUCGUACAAGCCCUUCUAUUCGGUGGCAAAUCAGUCAUGAUGGACAUCAAAGCCGCAGUCAGCGUCGGCGUGGAUACACCAAUGGGCAAUUUUGCAGUGCGAGGCAUACCUGCACAGGGAGUUGUACCAGUCAAACCAAUCCGAAGUGGCGGCGGCGAUAAAGGCGACGAUGAUAAAAACAAGACUAGUGCUGUGAACCUGAAGAUUGGCAACCUCUCUAUUGUGGACACCUCAUCUACAUCGAUCAUUCUACAAGCGCAUGUCAAUCUUACGAAUCCUACGAACUACUCUGCGACUGUACCGUACUUUAAUAUCAACAUCUUGGUCAAUGGAACAAAGCUAGGACAAGCGACUGCGAAGGACAUUGAAGUUCAUGCUGGAAACAACACCAAUCUUCUCAUUUCAGCUGUAUGGGACCCAUUGACAAACGGUGGCGAGGAAGGGAAAGAAGUAGGGAAAGAGCUACUCUCCCAAUACGUCUCAGGCUUCAACACAUCCUUAACCCUCCAAGCCCAUAGCGGCUCCAUCCCCGCACAACCAGCCCUUGGUAAACUACUGUCCAAUUUCCCUAUUACGUUUUCUACGCCCCACCUCUCGACUCCUAAAAAACCCUCCGAUGGCGACGAUCCUUCCGAUCCGGAUGACCCAGAUAAACCAGAUGACUCACCGCACUUCAUCCGCGACGCAACAAUGCACCUCAUCUCCUCAACUGCGGUUUUCACCCUCUCCUCACCCUUCAGUUCGACCACCAUGUUCAUAAAUUCGCUCAACGCAACUGCAUAUUAUGAAGGCCACCCAUCGGGCAAGAUUCUGUAUGAGCUACCGUUUGCGGUUCCGCCUGGUCUCUCGGAAACCCCGAGGCUGCCAGUAGACUGGAGUUUAGGUUCCGUGGGGUAUGAGGCGAUUAGAAAGGCAUUGGGUGGGCAAUUGAAGUUGACUGCUUUCGCCCAUGUGGGGAUUAGGAUUGGGGAAUGGAGAGAGACGAUUUGGUUUCAGGGCGGGAAGAUUGGCGCAAAUGUGAGACUCUGAAGCGCUAGCAGAUACUUGGGCGGGCGAGAGCCUGCUGUCUGUGUACAUUUGUAUAAUAACACAAUGUGUUAUGUUAUCGGGUCAAGGUCGGCUUGGCCAAAGUAUCGGGUUUAUGGCGCAUAGGUUGGGUAUUGUAGUUCGACGUAUAAAUCCAUUAUUUCCAACGUCUUCUGUACCCUAGCUCUUACUAUAUACACUCUGAACUUCGACAGAUGAAUCCAGACAUCGUCGCUCUCUAAGCCAAGCAAAAUAACUCAACAUGCUCCCAAUCACCGGCCCUUCCCCUCCAUACCGUUAUCCUUGACUUCCUCCACCUUUUGAGCUUCUUCCUCCCCCCUCUUACGUUCCUCCAAACCCUCGACGCCCUUCCCCCAAGCACCUGCCUUCUUACCCCACGUC
Cucurbitaria berberidis CBS 394.84 is the source of this 3173-nucleotide messenger RNA. RefSeq lists its product as uncharacterized. Gene Ontology annotation, cellular component: fungal-type vacuole membrane. The transcript is spliced from 3 exons. The coding region runs from base 120 to 2774 and encodes 884 amino acids. Lineage: Eukaryota; Fungi; Ascomycota; Dothideomycetes; Pleosporales; Cucurbitariaceae. The record is from RefSeq and is a predicted model, not a curated record.